AGUUAAACCCCCGGUUCUGUUGGAAACUGAAGUGAAGGGCAACUCAAAGAGCUUCUUAUUUGUUCAGUAAAAUUGGAACAAAAUUGACAUUGGCUUUGUGGGCACCUUUUUUUGUUAAAAGAUAAAAAGUCCCCCCAAUUUUUUUUUGUUGCUUUUUGUAAAUAUCUGUGCAUUGUUUACGUUUUACUUUUGAAAUUGUUACAGUUGGAUUAUGCCAGAUUUAUGUCAUUUUUACGCUGAUCAGAAUGGAUCUUUAUGGGAUUAAACAGCUUUAUUUUUGUAAAUGUUCUUAUAUCUGGUGAAUCAUAGGGAGAAACACAGUACUAAAUAUGAUUGGAUGUACUAUAUGAACCUUCGGGUAGUUGGCAUUAUGGGCUUUAUGCCAUUUAAUUACACACACGUUGCGUUAAUGUGUAGCUUGUGAUCCAAUAUUUGAUGUGUGUUUAUGGGUGUAAAACAGAGGAGUCCAGCUGUGGUCCUGCAUGUCUGUAGUCACCAGUUUGGUGAUUUGCUUGCUCUAAACUUGGUCCUAAUCCUGAACUAUAGACCUGAAUCCAUGAAGUUCAAACCUGCAGGAACAUAGUUGGGAUCUGUGUGUAUGGGUUAAUUUUGAUUUUAGGUGACACAAAUUGACACAUUAGAGCCUGUUUACACCUGCUCAUUUCUUGCAUUUAGUAUAUGGAUUAUAACCACAUGCAUUUACACAUUGCCAGAUUUACAGUUAUCCAGUUUGCAAUGCAAUGAAAUGCCCCGUCACAUACAAUAUACAGAUCAUUUGCACUUGACCACCAAAUUCAUGCGUUAUUCAUUAUUUUUUGUUAUUUCAUGCAAAAUACAUCUCCUUGAAAAUCGUAAUUUUGCAUGUUUUUGGGUUUUUUUUUUCUUUACCAGCCCCACAUUUGGCAGUCAUUGACCACUUGUGUUAUGAUGUAUUAGAAAUUUAAUGUAUUAGAAAGGGCCUGUCAGAUAUUAUUUGGAGAGGCAGGUGCGGUUAUAUUUGCAUAAUAUCUAGCUUAAAUGCAUCUCAGACUUUUAAAAGUGGUUCGAGUGAUCAGAUUUUAAUCUGAUUUAAAUGCAUCUUGGGCACAUUAACACUUUCAUUUGCAUGUAGAUAAUAGCAAUUGGGAAUAUACUUCAGAUGUGUGAAAUGACUGUGUAAAUGGGCUCUUAGAUUGUUUGUUUGUCAACUGCCAUUUUUUAAAGUUGGAGAAUGUUUAUCUUUUAUCUUUUGUUUAUACUGAUAGAUUCAGCCAAUAGUUUGCAUGGGCUUUAGUUUUUUUUUUUUUUUUUUUUUUUUUUUUGCUUGAUUUGUAAGCUACUUUGUGCACUACAAAUGAUCAAGAAUGGAGAAAGGUUAAGUUGUGUACACUUUAUACUCAAGAAAUAUUAAAUACAACAAAUGCUGCAUAGAAAACACAAUUUCUUCUAAGAAGAAAGACUAAAACAUGAGUGGAAGGUAUAAUUUAGAAGCAGUUUGUAGCUUUAUGCUUUAGCCAAAGUAAGCUGGCAAACAGAAUUUGCACUACAUGGGGAGAACAUUUGUCUAUAGAGUGCAAAGACGAUUCAUCCCAUUGCAAUUAUAAUAAUGGAAAAUUUAAAUUGUGCUUUGAUCAAUAAAAAAAAAACUUAAAUUUUUGUGCAAAGCUUCCUUGUGUUGUUGUUUGUGGGACUUCCAGGGGGAGGAGGGAAUCAUUGGCUUUACAAAAGCAAGCGGCAGUGUGUUACUUUGCACAGGCUAGAAACAUUUUAAGAACAGGUUUAACAGUGCUGUAUGAGCAAGGAGAUCUGAGAGUUGUGAGUGAGCUCUUUGCAAGUGCAGUCUCCAUUGGCCUGGGUCCAUGAAGCACAGCCAGUUCAACAGGGCUCAAAAAGACUGGAAGUGUUGUAAAUAGUGUUGAAUUCCUUUGCCUCCCAUCCACAAUCUGUCGAAACAUGUACAUAUACACAGUUCCCUAUUUACAGUUUUCCAAAAAAUUGCGCUCACUUACCAAAAAUGUCUGUUUGUGUAGGUUUUUUGGUUCCUAGAUUAUAGGGUUAAAAUAUCAAAAAGUAAAAGGUGUGCAUCAUACCUGACACCUAGAUGAACACUUUCCAGUUGGGUAUAUGACUAAGUCGUUCCCUUCAAAUGUUAUCGAAGUUAAAUACGUGUUUGACAAUGUCGUAUGUAACUUUAGAGACGGUCCCUUAAUUUCCGCAUGUCUGCGAAUAUCGACCGUCAAACCAACUUUAUUCCAGUCCUUGUUAUUACUGUAAUUUGCCUGAACUACCCUUAAAAUAUACUUCAGACAGGAAGGUAUAUAAAUAUUUCAGACUUUUGACCUUGCCUCUGGAUCAAUUCUCAAAUCUAAGCAGUUCUUGUGUUGGUUAAAAUGAUAAUUCCAUAACUAAUCCUACAAACAUAUAAACACUCGUUCAUAACAUGUCGAGCUAACGAGAACCUCGAACAGACCCACGAAUGCCUCCACCGCCUAGUGUUUUUGAACUGUGCCUCGUCUCGGAGUCAUUUAGUAAUAAAAGAAGAAAAAAAGGUUGUGAAAGGUUUUUAAUGGCAGGACGUGGACGUCACUGUAGAUGGCGCGCGUGCACUUGAGGAGUCGUGCGCGACCCCGCGAGCAGCUGGAACGUGCUGCUACGUGGCUGUAUGGCGGCUCUGUGCUACAUCUAAACUCUCUGAGGACCGAGCCUGUGACUAUGAAAAGUGCAAGCACAAGUAAAGUACAUUUAGCCCUCGUUCACGGUGUAAAUCGCAGCUCUUUGCAUUUGUAUAACGUUGCAGAGCAGUGAACUUCAACCUUUUUGGAUAAAGACGUGAAAGAAAAAGACUUAAGCAAAAUGCCGAGCGAUGGAGUGAAGCAGAGGAAAGGCAAAGCAGGAGAAACUCCUGACACCUCGAAACCGUGUGGAAGAGAUGAAGUUCAGAAGGAUGGAGAUGGAAAAACUGAUCAGUGUUCUUCAGUAGAUGCCAGGACUGUAGUGAGUUUGCUGUCUCUGAGUGCAUGCUUUCUGCUGGCCUGGGCCAUCCUUCAACAGAAUGCAAGGUUUAAUGAAGUUGAGGAAAAAUACAAGCAUUUGUAUGAAAAGGCAGCUGAUCUGCUAGCACUGGAGAAGAAGUUUAUUGCAGCUUCCAGAAAGCUGGAGGACUCCGAAGACCAUCUGAAGGGGGCACUCUCCUCUCUCACCACGCUAACUGAGCUGCAACAGGAAGUCAUCUCCCUCAAUGGCAUUGUUACAGCUAUGCAAGAGGACCAACAUGCAUCAUCUCGUCGCCUCCAAAGUGUGAAUGAGCACUUCUUGAACGUGACUGAGACAUGGCAUGGUGGACUGGCCACUGUGACAGAGGACCUGACUACGCUGAGGUCCGAGUCUCGCUCAAUUCAUGGCCAUGUAACGGAGCAUGUUAACAAAGCUGAGGAGCGCCUGCGAGCUCUAAACAAACGUCUAGAGGAACUAGAAGACAGCACAAAGAGAAAUGGGCGCGUGCUGGAGCGCACAGAGGAGGAAGAUGCCAAGAGUGUUCAGAAUCAGCUAGACUGGAACACCAAGCAGGUGAGCAGGCUUCAGGAGCAACUUGUGUUGCUCUCCAAAAGAGAUGCGGAGCUUGAGGAGAAGCUGGUGGAGAUGGAGCCACAGGCCAAAGAAUGUGAAGAACAGCUACCUGUCGUAGAGGAUGCAGUCAGGUCUAUCCUGAGGUUAGGAGCUGACCUAAGCGGGGCCGAGAGGAGGCUUGAGGAACUCACGCUGCAAGUGGUGGGCACUGAGGAUAGCACACUCAAGGCACUGACUGAGAUUCUGCAGCUCCAGCAGACCCUUGAUGAUCUGCAGGUGGACAACAGCGUGAUGAAGGUGAGGAAUGAGCUUGGAGUUGUCCUGGAUGCCAUGAAGGAGCUUAAGCGUGUGCAUAGAGAACAAGAACUGGAUUCUGGAAGAGAGGAGCCUGAACAUGAUGAGGGGAAGGACAUUGAGACAUUGAAUAUCAAGCAAUUAAACGAUGAUAAUAAAGGUUUGGAGGAGAAAAGUUUUCUAGAAUCAACAGCAGGUCACAGUAUGAGUGCAGGAGCUGGGGAGAUCCUGUUGACUGAAUUAAAUGAACUGCACUGAUUUUGUUUAAAGACAACCUGUAAUAAAAACUGACAUUUUUUACUGUGUUUCUUUAUGUACCUGCCUCUUUUUUAUGGAAAUAAAGACAAAUUCCUUGUUUUGUUUAAUUGAAUUUUCCAUCAGAAUGCCCACCUCUAAAUAUAAUAUUGGUUAAUGUAUUUGGUUAGUAAUAUUACGUCAUGUUUCACCUCUCCUUUCCCCACACUCAUCCAUCAUCAAGUGAAAACACUGAUCAGUUUCACUUAAAAAAAAAAAAAAAAAAAAAAAAAAAAAAAGUCAUACUAUAGAAGAAAAAUUCAGAUUUCCAUUUUGUGUUGUCUUUAACAUUUAUGUGGUGUGGGUGAAUGCAAGCAUAAAUAUUCAUCAAACUGUAUAGCAACGAAUGCUAACAUCUAAAAAGCUUUCACGCCUUAAAUCACGUAAAUAUUGUUUGUGCAUAGGUACUUAAUAGUAAAUUACUUUAGCAAUUAUCUCCACCACUUUGGUCAAACAUUCAGCAGCAGUUACACUACAGUGGUAGAUUUCACAUAUGUAAAUCACACCAGAACCUC
Ictalurus furcatus (blue catfish) is the source of this 4649-nucleotide messenger RNA. RefSeq names its product IKBKB interacting protein (gene ikbip). The transcript has 3 exons. The coding region runs from base 2833 to 4098 and encodes 421 amino acids. Lineage: Eukaryota; Metazoa; Chordata; Actinopteri; Siluriformes; Ictaluridae. The record is from RefSeq and is a predicted model, not a curated record.